Molecule: messenger RNA, 2034 nt
Organism: Populus nigra (black poplar)
Lineage: Eukaryota; Viridiplantae; Streptophyta; Magnoliopsida; Malpighiales; Salicaceae
Product: T-complex protein 1 subunit zeta 1
Exons: 15
Coding region: 124-1731 (535 amino acids)
Biological process (GO): protein folding
Cellular component (GO): chaperonin-containing T-complex
Molecular function (GO): ATP binding; ATP hydrolysis activity; ATP-dependent protein folding chaperone
Source: RefSeq, a predicted model, not a curated record
CCCUAAAAAAACCCAAGCAACGCAACGCAGGGACAGUUCCUCUCCUCACUUCCAUUAAAACUCCGAACAACAGUAAACUCACUCACACUUCUUCUCUUACAAGUUUUGAAAGGAAAAAAAAAAAUGUCGAUAAGAGUAUUAAACCCUAACGCGGAGGUUCUCAACAAAUCGGCGGCGCUUCACAUGAACAUCAAUGCCGCUAAAGGUUUACAAGAUGUUCUAAAAUCCAAUCUCGGCCCCAAAGGCACCAUCAAGAUGCUUGUUGGUGGCGCUGGAGAUAUAAAGCUGACUAAGGAUGGAAACACUCUUUUGAAAGAAAUGCAAAUUCAAAAUCCGACGGCCAUUAUGAUUGCAAGGACGGCUGUUGCCCAAGAUGAUAUCAGUGGAGAUGGUACGACGUCUACUGUGAUUUUUAUUGGAGAGCUUAUGAAGCAAUCUGAACGGUGCAUUGAUGAAGGGAUGCAUCCACGUGUAUUGGUUGAUGGUUUUGAGAUUGCGAAAAGAGCCACUCUCCAGUUUCUUGAAAAAUUUAAGACUCCCGUGGUCAUGGGAGAUGAACCUGACAGGGAAAUUCUUAAAAUGGUUGCUAGGACAGCCCUAAGGACGAAGCUGCAUGAAGCUUUGGCAGAUCAGUUAACUGACAUAGUUGUCAAUUCGGUGCUUUGUAUUCGAAAGCCUGAGGAAGGCAUUGAUCUAUUUAUGGUGGAGAUUAUGCACAUGCGUCAUAAAUUUGAUGUUGACACACGGCUUGUUGAAGGUCUUGUUCUUGACCAUGGUUCUAGGCAUCCUGAUAUGAAACGGCGGGCAGAGAAAUGUUUUAUCUUGACAUGCAAUGUGUCUUUGGAAUAUGAGAAAAGUGAAAUAAAUGCAGGAUUUUUCUACUCAAAUGCAGAGCAGCGGGAGGCAAUGGUUACUGCUGAAAGGCGUCAGGUCGAUGAAAGAGUUAAAAAAAUUAUUGAACUAAAAGAUAAGGUUUGUUCUGGUACAGACAACAAUUUUGUGGUUAUCAAUCAAAAGGGAAUUGAUCCUCCAUCAUUGGACCUUCUUGCACGAGCAGGGAUAAUUGCCCUGCGAAGAGCAAAGAGGAGAAAUAUGGAACGCCUGGUUUUGGCUUGUGGAGGAGAGGCUGUGAAUUCUGUCGAUAGUUUAACUCCUGACUGCCUCGGUUGGGCUGGACUGGUGUAUGAGCACGUCCUUGGUGAAGAGAAGUAUACAUUUGUUGAAAAUGUAAAGAACCCCCAUUCUUGCACUAUCUUAAUAAAAGGACCCAAUGACCAUACAAUUGCCCAAAUAAAGGAUGCUGUCCGUGAUGGCUUGAGAGCUGUAAAAAACACCAUUGAAGAUGAAGCUGUUGUGCUUGGAGCAGGAGCUUUUGAAUUUGCAGCCAGGAAAUACCUAAUCAAUGAAGUCAAGAAAACAGUUAAAGGGCGUGCUCAGCUAGGUGUUGAAGCUUUUGCUGAUGCCCUUCUCGUGGUGCCCAAAACACUGGCUGAGAAUUCUGGGCUAGACACUCAAGAUGAGAUUGUCACUCUCACGGGAGAGCAUGACAGGGAUAACAUCGUUGGAAUAAAUCUCCAAACAGGAGGGCCCCUUGAUCCUCAAAUGGAGGGUAUCUUCGACAACUACUCUGUCAAGCGCCAACUCAUAAACUCAGGGCCUGUUAUCGCAUCCCAAUUGCUGCUGGUGGAUGAAGUGAUUAGGGCUGGGCGGAACAUGAGGAAGCCAACUUAGUCAGUGAUGCUCCAGGAUAUUUUCUUUUUCGCGUCUUGAGGAUGCAGUGCUGCCUGGAUGUGUAACAAAAUCUUUUGUGCUUUUAUGUAAUGGAGGAUGGUUGUGUUUGUAGGAUUGUGAUAGAGGGGAUCUCGUUGUCUCAUGGAAUUUUGAUUUAGAAUGAACUACUAUCACUUGGUUUCUCGUCUGUUUACUUCCAUUUUAGCAAGCUUUGUCUUUUUUCCCCUGCUGUACUGUGUUUGGGGGCCAUUUUUUAUAGCCCCUGACCAGAAAUUGCGUUUUGAAAGGUCUGUGUUCAAUGUA